Molecule: messenger RNA, 1770 nt
Organism: Maniola jurtina (meadow brown)
Lineage: Eukaryota; Metazoa; Arthropoda; Insecta; Lepidoptera; Nymphalidae
Product: solute carrier family 2, facilitated glucose transporter member 1-like
Exons: 12
Coding region: 242-1663 (473 amino acids)
Biological process (GO): monosaccharide transmembrane transport
Cellular component (GO): membrane
Molecular function (GO): hexose transmembrane transporter activity
Source: RefSeq, a predicted model, not a curated record
CGUGGUACGAUCUGUGUGUCUGUGCGUCCGAGUCGCGCCUCGCGUCAUUUGAAAUUCGAAUUUCAAAUCGUUUUGAGCGCGCUGCAUUACGUUGCGUUUUAAAAAAAAGAUGACAUAAAGUUUUAUUUUUUUUUUAUUUUUUUUUUAAUAGUGCAGUGCUGCGUUCUAAAAUACAACAGUUACGGGAAGUUAAUUUUAUUCUGUGUUCUUUUGUUUGGAUUGCAAACAUCGAGCGGAGAUUAUGGCGGGCAUGAACCUACGGCUGGCCUUCGCCAUCAUAUCCGGCGGCUGCUGGUCCGCCUUCCAGCACGGGUACAACACGGGGGUCAUCAACGCGCCUCAGGCUGUGAUGUCAGAAUGGCUGCACAAAGAAGCUCUGACCGGGACGAACAUAACUAUAGCAGCAAAAGAUGACCCUAAAGUGACCACAGUAUGGUCGAUAGCCGUCGCUAUUUACUGCGUGGGGGGCAUGAUAGGUGGCGUUAUCACAGGCGUGAUAGCUGACAGAUUCGGCAGAAAAGGCGGCCUUCUCCUCAACAACGUGCUAGUCUUCGUGGCGGUCGCUCUAGAAGGAUGCUCCAAGCUGGUUAACUCGGCAGAAAUGCUAAUUGUUGGAAGAUUGGUGAUAGGCAUUAACAAUGGCCUCAACGCCGGGUUGGCGCCUCUGUAUUUGUCCGAGAUAUCUCCUGUUUCUAUACGAGGAUCGAUCGGCACAGUGUACCAGCUAGUGAUAACUAUAACCAUCCUGCUCUCUCAAGUUUUGGGCUUGGAGUCAAUCCUUGGCACCGGCGUUGGUUGGCCGUGGCUGUUGUGCGUCACAGCGAUCCCUGCUGUGCUGCAGUGCUGCACACUGCCGCUCUGCCCCGAGUCGCCCAAGUACCUCCUGCUAAAUAAGGGCGCGGAGUUGCACGCCCAAAGGGCCCUAAACUGGUUGAGAGGAGACGUAGCAGUUCAUGGUGAAAUGGAAGAAAUGCAUCAGGAAGCAGAGAAGAAUAAAGUGAGCAAGAAAGUGACCUUAAGGGAGCUGUUCAGCAACCGUUCCCUCAGACAGCCACUACUGAUCGCCAUGGUGGUGAUGAUAGCUCAGCAGCUCUCCGGCAUCAAUGCCGUCAUAUUCUUCUCCACGGACAUCUUCAAGUCUGCCAACCUGAGCGAGAGCCAAAGCCAGUACGCCACUUUAGGCAUGGGCGCAAUGAAUGUCGUAAUGACAGUCGUCUCGCUACUGCUGGUGGAAGUCGCGGGUCGGAAGACGCUACUGCUGGCCGGCUUCAGCGGCAUGACUCUGUGCUCUAUCGGACUGUGUGUAGCCAACUUAUACGUGACAAAAUACGUAUGGGUGUCGUACGUUUGCAUUGCGCUGGUGAUUCUCUUCGUGGUCAUGUUUGCGGUGGGCCCGGGGUCCAUCCCGUGGUUCCUGGUCACUGAGCUUUUCAACCAGGCGGCGCGGCCGGCGGCGUCGUCUGUGGCGGUCACUGUGAACUGGACGGCGAACUUCAUUGUUGGACUUAGCUUUCUACCACUGACUCUCGUUCUUGGGGCGAACACGUUCAUAAUAUUCGCCAUACUGGAGUUCCUCUUCAUCCUGUUCAUCGCGCUCAAGGUCCCGGAAACUAAGAACAAGAGCAUCGAAGAGAUAACCGCCAUGUUCAGGCAACAGAUGUAAUAAAACCGUCAAGUGCAAGUCCACGCGAAUAGGGAUGAUGACAACUAGUCAAAUCAGCGACUUUUUAUCAAACGUCAAAACACUCAGUAAGGGAGCUUUUAUGAAAU